CCGCCACGAAGAUUGGCUGAGUCUAUUGAAAAACCUUUUGUCUUUCGGCUUGUCAUUUCUGCCACAUCUGACUCUUAGUCUCGAUGAAGUAUCGGAAGCAGGAGACUCGAAUCGAAAACUGAGAUCAACGAUGAAGAGAGGAACGAAGUGUAUCGCGCAGACCAUCAACUUGUCCAAUCCGGAAACAUGCGUAAGACCAAAGAGGAUUCAGAAGCUUGUUCAUGCAGACAUGAUGCAGCCUUGUCCGAGCAUAGUGGCUGGAAGCUCGUCUUAUUGGACUCCGAGACCGGUGCCCAUUAAAAUCUGCACGCGGAAAGACAUGCAAAGAACUUGUCCGCCAAAGCUCUGCGAGUGUCCGCAGAAGACAUUGCCGAAGACGUCGGGUUACAAAUUCUGUAACAUUCUGCUGUUCCUCGUGAAAAGUAGCAUCGCUGCUGGUCUCGUUUAUUGGACGCAUACCGAGGGCUUGUGGGGUAGCAGCGCCGACGUCGAGGACCUGUAUCGCAGGAUAAUGGCUACGAUCGCUCCCACUUUCAACGACAGAGAAAUCGAAUUGCCUCGCAUAAACGAUUUCAAGAACACGAUGAUACAGCAGUACAACUACACCUUGUUUACCAUAAUGAACUGUAUCGUGAGCGCGUCGACGAUGCUGCGGAAGCAACUUCAAAGUAUGUUGGUCGACGUCGAACCAGCCAAGGUCGAGCCAUCCGACGCCGAACCUUCCGACGAUACGACGGAUACCGAAGAGGAAAGUUAACAGUUACGCCAUUGUUAAAUCAUCCAAGACAAAUCCCUUGUGUAGUGUUGUUUGCCGUCGUCUCGUGACUUUAAGAAGUGCUAAUGCACGAAUAAAUUCGUAAAACACUGGCUCCGCUCUAUCGUGGAGAA
Molecule: messenger RNA, 888 nt
Organism: Bombus pascuorum
Lineage: Eukaryota; Metazoa; Arthropoda; Insecta; Hymenoptera; Apidae
Exons: 3
Coding region: 131-757 (208 amino acids)
Source: RefSeq, a predicted model, not a curated record